GCGCACUGAGCGAAUCACAUGAGAAACUUGACAUCACGAGUUUAUCGGUCAGCUGAUAGAUCUUUACUUCGCUCAGGUUUUCAAUCCACCUUUAAUUCGCUAAAUACCUGAAAAAUGGGUGCAGCCGCUUUGCCCGUGAUCAUCUUCACCGCUAUUUGGGGUGCCGUUGGUAUUGGCCUCCCUUUCAUUGUACCCAAAGGCCCGAACCGUGGAAUUAUCCAAGUCGUACUCAUGUUAACAGCAGCUACCUGCUGGCUCUUCUGGUUAUGUUGCUACAUGGCACAAAUGAACCCUCUGAUUGGACCCAAACUAGACAGAGCAACCAUUCUCAUCAUGGCUCAAGAAUGGGGUGGCACUCCUUUGAAAUAAAUGGUAUUCAACACAAGACACACAUUCCAAAUGAAUUGUCUACUAUUAUGUCUUGGUUUUAAGUGUAUAUAGCACAUGGUUAGGUAGGCAGUAAUAAGUUAACUCAUGAUUAAUUUUAAGAUGGAGAAGACACUCGUAAAGCAUAGAGAUUCAUGAUGCAUGUGCAAAAACAUUUCUGUUAAUUGUUGUCUCAUAUUGUGAAAGAAAAUAAAAUGCAAUGAUGUAUGUAAACUAAUACAA
Molecule: messenger RNA, 609 nt
Organism: Dalotia coriaria
Lineage: Eukaryota; Metazoa; Arthropoda; Insecta; Coleoptera; Staphylinidae
Product: V-type proton ATPase subunit e-like
Exons: 4
Coding region: 115-369 (84 amino acids)
Biological process (GO): proton transmembrane transport
Cellular component (GO): proton-transporting V-type ATPase, V0 domain; plasma membrane proton-transporting V-type ATPase complex
Molecular function (GO): proton-transporting ATPase activity, rotational mechanism
Source: RefSeq, a predicted model, not a curated record